CAGCUCCUGUUAUGCGCUGAGUCUGCUCAUUCACCAAAGAAUCAGGCUGGGGGUCUCAUCUGUUCCCGGGAGUCGGUGUCUCUGAAGAAAAGGGAGGGGAGGGGAAGGUACAGAGAGAGAUGUAAGGACAGAGCCAGAAUCAAUUAAUAUUCUGGUCACGUGAGCACCAGUGGCAGACAUCAUCUGUUGUGGUCCAGGAAACACAACAAUAUAAUAUCAGGUUUAUGUCGAUAUAAUAUCUGAAAGGUUUGGACAGCAGGAAGGCAAUAUUGUUUUUGAAGAAAAGACACAUAUACACACGUACGGGAAAGCCUUUGUAGGUGUGGGCAGCGUUCAUAGAUGUGGAAAGGUUCGGAAGAGGAUAAAAAAGUGGGAACCGGGAUGUCGGAUGUGGUUCAGGAUCCUAAACCCAAGCCUGCUGUUCCCAUGAAACCAUCGGCAGUGGGCUCACAGCUACUUGGCUAUGUGGGAAUAGAUACCAUCAUUGAGCAGAUGAGAAGGAAGACUAUGAAGACUGGUUUCGAUUUUAACAUCAUGGUUGUGGGUCAAAGUGGCCUGGGGAAGUCGACACUGGUCAACACGUUGUUUAAAUCUCAAGUCAGUCGGAAGUCCUGUGGCAGAAAUCGAGAAGAGAAGGUCCCUAAAACUGUAGAGAUCCGAACAGUUAGUCAUGUUAUUGAGGAGAAAGGGGUGAAGAUGAAGUUGACAGUUAUCGACACUCCUGGAUUCGGAGACCAAAUCAACAAUAACAACUGUUGGGAGCCCAUUGAGAAGUACAUCAGCGAACAAUAUGAGAAGUUCCUGAAGGAAGAGGCUAACAUUGCGCGAAAGAAGCGGAUUCCAGACACCCGGGUGCAUUGCUGCUUGUACUUCAUCUCACCCACCGGCCACUCAUUGCGCCCCCUGGAUGUCGAGUUUAUGAAGCGGCUUGGAAAAAUAAUGAACAUCAUUCCCGUCAUUGCGAAAGCAGACACGAUGACCCUGGAGGAGAGGCAUGACUUUAAACUGAGGGUGCGGAAGGAGCUGGAGAGCAAUGGAAUUGAGUUCUACCCACAGAGAGAGUUCGAUGAGGACAUGGAAGACAAGGUGGAAAAUGACAAGAUCAGGGAAACCAUGCCGUUCGCCAUUGUCGGCAGUGACAUGGAGUAUCAAAUCAAUGGGAAGAGAGUGUUGGGAAGAAAAACCCCCUGGGGCAUCAUUGAGGUUGAGAACGUGACUCAUUGUGAAUUUCCACUUCUCCGGGAUCUUAUCGUUAGGACUCACCUCCAAGACCUGAAGGAGGUGACCCACAACAUCUUCUACGAGACGUAUCGGGCCAAGAGGCUGAACGAAAAUGGGAAUCUGGCCAAUGACACAGGCGAAGCGCAUGACAGUAACCUCUGAAGACGAAACCUGCUGUCCCUGCAACCUUCUGUAAAAUCUCGUUUUUGUAAAAGUGAAGCCAAGCAAACACAGAUCUCUCACUUUGAAGGAGUGGAGCCCUUUAAAGGUUAGCCACUCGCUCACAUCAGGCGUCAAUCGAUAUAACGCCUCUCAAAUAGUUUGUUUAGCACUUUUAUUGAAUGUGUUUCAGUAAAACCUUCUAAUCCUGAUACAUUUGUAGCCCCUUUUUCAAUGUUACCCACUCCCCAUGCGACCCCCCCGACUCACACUCACACACACUCACACACACACUCACUCACACACUCACUCACACACACACACACACACUCACUCACACACUCACACACACACACUCACACACACUCGCACACAUACACACAUAGACUCUCUCUCACACAUACACUCAUACACACUCACUCACACACACAUACACACACACACACACACACACACUCACUCACUCACACACAUUCGCACACACACACUCACUCACACACUCACUCACACAUACACACACACUCACACACACUCGCACACACACUCAUAGACUCUCUCUCACACAUACACUCAUACACACUCACACACACACACACACUCACACACACUCACACACUCACUCACUCACACACACUCGCACACACUCACACACAUAGACUCUCUCUCACACAUACACUCAUACACACUCACUCACACACACACUCUCACACAGUCACACUCGCACACACACACACACACACACACACACACACACACACACACACACAUAUAAACAUAGACUCUCUCUCUCACACACACUCACUCACACACACACACACACACUUACACAAUCACUCACUCAAACACACACACACUCACUCACACACAUACACUCUCUCUCACACACACGCACACACACACAUACACACACAGUCACACACACAAACAACAUGGUCAGGCUCUGUGAUUCGGCUCUGUCAGAUGGUGGACGUGGUUGGCAAUGUCACUGAACUUGCCAAGGCUCUGGGAGUCUGAGUUCAAAUCCUGCCAUGGCUGGAAUUUACAAACCAAUCAAUGAAUAAAUCUGGAACUGAAACAUCACCUCAAGAAUGGUGAAACCAUCAUUGGGUUUUGUAAAAAUCUACCUGACUUGCUCAGACCUUUUAGGGAAGGAAAUCUGCCGUCCUUACCUAGAUUAUAUCCAUUGGUCCUGAAGCGGUCCCCUGUAUAUCGGGGAGACCAAACCCAGGCUCAGGGACUUGUUCAGGGAAGCACCUGCACACACCAACCAACCCGACCGUCUGAUCACCAUCGCCAACCUCUUUAAUUCCCCCUCCCAA
Molecule: messenger RNA, 2699 nt
Organism: Stegostoma tigrinum
Lineage: Eukaryota; Metazoa; Chordata; Chondrichthyes; Orectolobiformes; Stegostomatidae
Product: neuronal-specific septin-3
Exons: 10
Coding region: 340-1383 (347 amino acids)
Biological process (GO): cytoskeleton-dependent cytokinesis
Cellular component (GO): septin ring; neuron projection; microtubule cytoskeleton
Molecular function (GO): GTP binding; molecular adaptor activity; GTPase activity
Source: RefSeq, a predicted model, not a curated record